Parathielavia appendiculata is the source of this 669-nucleotide messenger RNA. RefSeq lists its product as uncharacterized. Gene Ontology annotation, molecular function: RNA polymerase II cis-regulatory region sequence-specific DNA binding; DNA-binding transcription factor activity, RNA polymerase II-specific. Lineage: Eukaryota; Fungi; Ascomycota; Sordariomycetes; Sordariales; Chaetomiaceae. The coding region runs from base 1 to 669 and encodes 222 amino acids. Gene Ontology annotation, biological process: cell differentiation; anatomical structure morphogenesis; regulation of transcription by RNA polymerase II. The record is from RefSeq and is a predicted model, not a curated record. The transcript has 4 exons.
AUGGCUUCUUCCAUUCAGAACAUCACUUCGAGCACCGUGGAGGACGCUGCUCCCUUGGCGUUUGUCUUCAGUGGCAAUGAAAUGAUUGUCCAGUGCACUGCCAACAAUGAUGACCGGGACGCUGCCGUCAACACCAUGAACACCGCGUUGCUGAAUUACCAAAAGUUCAACGAUGGCAAACAUGCUGCCAUCGUCCACUGCAAGGCUUCUCAGUCAACGCGGUAUUGGAUCACCAGCGUUCCGUACGCGCACACCUUGGACAAGGAGUCUUUCAAAAUUAUUGAGACUACCGCUGAGCCCGUUGCGCAACCGCCCAUGGUCUCGUCGCCUCUUCACCACCAGAAAGUAACCAAAGUUCACAUCCGCAGGCCUCGCAAUCAGUUCAUCAUCUACCGUCAGUGGAUGUCGGCCAAAAUCCAUGCAAACAACCCUGGCGUGACUGCUGCUCGCAUUUCGCAAAUUGUGGGACAGAUGUGGCGGGAUGCGAAGCCUGAGAUUAAGGUCCGCUUCAAGGCUCUGGCUGAUGAAGAGGACCGUAUGCACAAGGCGAAGUACCCGGGCUAUCGUUACGUGGCUGGCCGCCGCAACCCGCAGCUGCCUCUGUCGAAGCGCCAUUUGACACAGAACCCCAUGACGAUCGACGAGAGACUGAUCGCAGCUGGAAUCUGA